UAGGGCCUUAUUUACAAAAAGUCUACCAAUUUUGUACGUCAUUUUGUAAAUAAAAAUAAACCCUUAAACAUCAUGUUUCAUUGAGCGUGCACUCGCGGUUAAGCAAGCCAGAGAGGGGAUCAGUUAAGUAAGAGGUUACGGCACCAUACGCCGAAGCAUUCUCCUACCAGUCGCUGCCGCAGCCGCUUGUGACCCGGUUGUAACAGUUGAAAGUAAAAGUGGUACCAGCAAGUAAAAUGCAGAUGAAACUAUCACUCUUGGUUGUCGCGAGCGUGGUGGCGUGCGUGUGCGCGCAGGCGCGGCCGCCUGUGUCCGACACCGCGCUCGAAGACGCGCUCAACGACAAGCGCUUCAUUCAGCGGCAGCUCAAGUGCGCGCUCGGCGAGGCGCCCUGCGACCCCAUCGGGAAAAGGCUCAAAACGCUGGCCCCGCUGGUGCUGCGCGGCGCCUGCCCGCAGUGCUCGCCGCAGGAGACCAAGCAGAUACAGCGCACGCUGUCCUACGUGCAGCGCAACUUCCCCGCGGAGUGGGCCAAGAUCGUGCGUCAAUAUGCCGGCUGAACGCCUGCGUAUUUAAUUUAGUGGUUAGAGCGUCGUCGGCGUUGGCUAUUAA
Cydia amplana is the source of this 612-nucleotide messenger RNA. RefSeq names its product ejaculatory bulb-specific protein 3 (gene CSP16). The record is from RefSeq and is a predicted model, not a curated record. The transcript has 3 exons. Lineage: Eukaryota; Metazoa; Arthropoda; Insecta; Lepidoptera; Tortricidae. Bases 237 to 560 code for a protein of 107 amino acids.